Messenger RNA from Ilex paraguariensis (yerba mate), 1007 nucleotides. The record is from the annotation of a GenBank genome assembly. NCBI's taxonomy places the organism in Eukaryota, Viridiplantae, Streptophyta, Magnoliopsida, Aquifoliales, Aquifoliaceae.
AGUCUUUCAUUGAACCGAGCGGCCUCCAUCGUAUAAAAACACAUCAUCCUUCCCCUCACUCUUUCAUCGACGCAGAGGCUGCUGAGAACCCACCACCAGGACCAUCAACAAUGGGUAUCGAUUUAGUCGCCGGCGGCAAAAGAAAGAAAACCAAGCGCACUGCGCCAAGAUCUGAUGAUAUUUACCUCAAGCUCCUUGUCAAGCUAUACCGAUUUCUGGUUCGAAGAACCGGAAGCAAAUUCAAUGCGGUGAUACUGAAGCGGCUCUUCAUGAGCAAGAUCAACAAGCCUCCGAUGUCUCUCUCCAGGUUGAUUCGAUUUAUGCAAGGAAAGGAGGACAAGAUAGCUGUGAUUGUUGGGACUGUGACUGAUGAUAUUAGGGCUUAUGAGGUGCCGGCAUUGAAAGUGACUGCUUUGAGGUUCACGGAGAGGGCGAGAGCCAGAAUCGAGAAGGCAGGUGGAGAGUGUCUGACUUUUGAUCAGUUGGCUCUCAGAGCUCCUCUUGGUCAGAACACGAUUUUACUCAGAGGUCCAAAGAAUGCCCGUGAAGCAGUGAAACAUUUUGGCAAAGCUCCUGGUGUGCCCCACAGCCACACCAAACCAUAUGUUCGGUCAAAGGGAAGGAAAUUUGAGAGAGCCAGAGGAAAAAGGAACAGCAGAGGAUUUAGGGUUUGAGUCUUUGUUUGUGUUGUUCUUGGUCUUUCUCCCACCAGCUAAACUAGUCAGUUUUGUGGGAGGCAUAAUCUACUAUUAACCUAGACACUUCUGCUUUAUUGUUUGUUUUCAAAUCAACUCAAGUGUGAAUUUUGAAUUUCUGCUUCCCCCUUUCUUUAUAGCUGCUGCGAAGUUUUGGGUUUGAAUUUCUGCUUCCCCUUUCUUUAUUAGCGUAGAUCGCUCUAUUUGUUAUCUCGUAUUCUAUUCAUCUAUAGUCUUAGAAGGGCUUCCAUAUGUGAUCCUAUUUUGCUUUUUAUGCCAUUUGGAGGCAACUUUGAAGGCAGUUUGAAGGUA